This is a messenger RNA of Capronia coronata CBS 617.96, 1413 nucleotides long. RefSeq lists its product as uncharacterized. The transcript has 4 exons. Lineage: Eukaryota; Fungi; Ascomycota; Eurotiomycetes; Chaetothyriales; Herpotrichiellaceae. The record is from RefSeq and is a predicted model, not a curated record. Bases 1 to 1413 code for a protein of 470 amino acids.
AUGACCUUGAUCUCCCUUCUUCUCGGACUGCUUUGUCUGGGAGCUGUGCGGGCGAUCAAUGUGCAGGAUAUUCCUGAGUGUGCGCAAGAAUGCCUCUCCAACUCAACCUCAGCGCAGACACAAUGUUCUGUCAUUGAUAUUGCUUGUCUUUGUUCCAACACAGCCUAUGUCAGUAGUUUGUCAUGCUGCUUGUACCAGAAAUGUUCGGAUGAUGAGCAAGCAACCGCCAUCCAGUUCAACAAGCAGGAGUGUGCUGCGGUUAAUGAAACGGCUCCGGAUUUCGUGGGAUGUUCUCCGGCUGGACUGUCCAGUGCCCUUGCUAGUGCGAGUGCACGAGGAAUUCCAGUGAUGACCAGCUCACCAAGUGCUUCAUCCACCACCACCACCACCAGUUCCUCCUCCUCGGUUGAUACCCGGUACUUCACCAUUACGGGAGACGUGGUUCCAGAGACCAUGGUGACCAUGGGUGGAAGAACAUCGACAGCAACAUUCGCAGGAAGGCCAUUGAUGACCGGUAGUUGCACAGUACCGUACUUUGCUGUUGUGGCAGGCGGCAAUGCAAUGGUGACCGAGUUUCCAGCCAUUGGCUGUUCCAACGAAAGAGUCGACUGCUGUCCAUUCAACCAAGGGGUAAAUGCAGGCUUGACCAGAUGUCCGCAGGACUAUUUUACCACCGCAAACGGUUGCUGUCCAAUUGGUUACCAGGUCUAUUACACAGCAAUUGGUGCGCAGACGCCAUGCUAUUCUGACCCGGCGACAAAAUUCAUACCAGCAUCCACGCCAACGGUAUCGGGCCUCACGUUGAUCACCGAUCAUGUAUUUUCGGAGAUGUAUAUGCUUGUGAAGCCUGGUUCCUCGCAUAGUUCACUGCCCCUCGGUGGCAAAAUCGGGAUCAUUAUCAACGCAGUUCUCUUUGUGGGAGUCAUCAUCGCCGUGUUCAUAUAUAUCCGGAGGCGGAGGGCCAAGGCAGCAGCUCAAGCUGCACGGUCAACGACAUUCCCACCGGAAGAGCCAGCGUUACAAAUGUCACAGGCGCCCAACACGCACGAGCUGGAUAGUCCGGAGGCGAAGGCUGGGUCUCCGGGAGCUGCGAAUCCGAACUGGCCGAUCUUCCCAGUAUCCUCGCCACCUGCAUACGAGCAAGCGAAGAAGAGGUCUCUCUCCAACAAGUUGAGCUCUCCCCAAGAGCUGCCCGGAAGCACUUACAUUCACGAGCAUCACCCGGCGUACUCGAGUCGCGGUACGCCUACAGAAACACGACCACCCUCACCGCCGAAGACUCCGGUCACAAGAGCCGAGAAGAAGUCGCCCGUCAUGUCUGCUAUCACGCCAAGGUCGGCGAAGUCGGGAAAUCAAAGUCCUCCAUUUGUAUCCCCGUUGGGGUCACCGAGGCUGCCUCAGUCGUCGCCUUGA